GAGAAUCUCACCUACCGCCUGCGGAAGAACGUUUUUCAGACUAUCCUUCGCCAGGAAAUUGCCUGGUUUGAUGAUAAGGAAAACUCCACUGGGGCGUUAUGUGCUAGGCUUUCACAAGAUGCGGCCAGUGUAAAUGGCGCCACUGGUUCCCGCCUGUCCGUCAUCGCACAGAUGAUCUCCAUCCUCGCUGCAGGCAUCGUCAUGUCGAUGUACUACAACUGGAAACUAGGUCUCACCGUCAUCGUUUUCAUCCCAGUACUCAUCGUCGGAGUUAUCAUUCAGAUGCGCGUCCUCAUGGGCAUUCAGAGCAGUAAGAAAAAGGUGACAGAGGAGGCGUCAAAGAUCGCCGUCGAGGCAAUUUCCAACAUUCGCACAGUGGCCUCGCUGCACCAGGAGCUCGCCUUUUGGAUGAAGUACGAGCACGCCCUGGCCGCCGACUUUCGCAAGUCUCGCUGGGAGGCGCACAUCAAGGGCAUCACCUUUGGACUCUCGCAGGGCGUCUUCAACUUUGCCUACGCCGUGGCGCUCUUCUACGGCAGUCGUCUCAUCAUUAGCGACAACCUUGACUACGGCAACCUCUUUAAGAGCACUGAGGCGGUCAUCUUUGGCACGAACAUGAUCGGCCAGGCGGUGGCCUUCUCUCCCGACUACCAGAAGGGCAGAAUGGCCGCUGUGAGCAUCUUCAAGCUGCUCGACCGAGUCCCGAAGAUCCUCGUCAAUGCCUUUAGGCCUGCAGUUGAGCGGUGCAACGGCGAAAUCGCCUUUGACCGGGUCGAGUUCAGCUACCCGAGUCGACCGGGGAACAAGGUGCUCAAAGGCAUUAGCUUUACGGUCAGCCGCAGGCAGACGGUGGCUCUGGUCGGCAGCAGUGGCUGCGGCAAGAGCACUUCCAUUCAGCUGCUGGAGCGAUUCUACGAUAAUGACGACGGAGAGGUGAGCAUCGAUCGUGAGAACAUCCUCGGACUGAACAUUCCCUGGCUGCGCUCGCAGAUUGGCAUCGUCUCCCAGGAGCCAAUUCUCUUUGACAAGUCCAUUCGCGAGAACAUCGAAUAUGGCGACAACAGUCGUCCGGUGGCCAUGGACGAGGUGGUGCGGGCCGCUCAGCAGGCCAACAUUCACGGAUUCAUUCAGUCGCUGCCCGGUGGCUACGAGACAUCGGUCGGAGAGAAGGGCGUCCAGCUGUCCGGUGGGCAGAAGCAGCGAAUCGCCAUCGCUCGGGCUCUCAUUCGCAACCCAGCCAUUCUGUUGCUGGAUGAGGCGACCUCCGCUCUCGACUCCGAGUCAGAGAAGGUGGUGCAGGAGGCGCUGGACGAGGCGCGAGCCGGUCGCACCUGCAUCAUCAUCGCCCAUCGAUUGAGCACUAUUCAGAACGUCGACAAGAUAGUGGUCAUGUCCAAUGGGCUGAUUGUAGAGGAGGGGACGCACGAACAUUUGAUGGAACGAAAAGGCAACUACUACCAGAUGUACAUGACGCAGAUUGGCGCAUAG
This is a messenger RNA of Rhagoletis zephyria (snowberry fruit fly), 1488 nucleotides long. Lineage: Eukaryota; Metazoa; Arthropoda; Insecta; Diptera; Tephritidae. The record is from RefSeq and is a predicted model, not a curated record.